Punica granatum (pomegranate) is the source of this 580-nucleotide messenger RNA. The record is from RefSeq and is a predicted model, not a curated record. Lineage: Eukaryota; Viridiplantae; Streptophyta; Magnoliopsida; Myrtales; Lythraceae.
UUGAGCUUCAUCACUCCCACUUCCACCUUUCUUUCACAUCGUCCAUAUUCUUAAGAAAAAUAUGAAGCUUGUCGUUGCAACCCUGCUCCUUGUUUCUCUGAUCCUCCUUGGCUCCUCCCCCCUCACCACUGCCGAUUACGGCCGACCGACUGCCCCACCACCCGCUAGCCCUCCAACGUUCUGCGACUCGAAAUGCAGUGCAAGGUGCGCGAAAGCGGGAGUGAUGGACCGGUGCCUAAAGUACUGCGGGCUAUGCUGCAAGCAGUGCGGGUGCGUGCCGUCGGGAACGUAUGGUAACAAAUCAGAGUGCCCCUGCUACGGGAACAUGAAGAACAGCAAGGGCACGUCCAAGUGCCCUUAGAGACCCUUGAUGGGACGUAUUAUAUGAAUCGUAUUCAUCUCCUCUUCAUACUCUCUCUCUCCAUAAAUAUUUGGUGUGUGUUAUUAUUAGAGCAUAUGUUCUCGUAUGUAGUUCGAAGUACGUCUAAGUUAUAUAUUCAUGUGUUCCUCUCUCAAGAAUUAGAGAAUGUACACCCAAGAUGUGGUAAUAAAGGAUGACUUUAAAUUUUCAUUUUCUUUG